Entrophospora candida is the source of this 279-nucleotide messenger RNA. Lineage: Eukaryota; Fungi; Glomeromycota; Glomeromycetes; Entrophosporales; Entrophosporaceae. The record is from the annotation of a GenBank genome assembly.
UGUGCUAUUACCAGGUCAACUACAGUCUUAGAGGAAUCAGCACAUCGUAAAAAAAAAUUUGACCCAACAUUGAUAGGAAAUAAACCAGAUUUUUCAGUUUAUAAUAUGUUCAAAGAGUCCAAUCAUAAUCUUUUAGUGAUGGAAGUAAAACCUGUAAAGCCUAAUACAAAUCCAUUAUUCAGUGAUCUAAGAAAACUUGGCAAUGAGAUGAAAGAUAUAAUAGACAAGUGUAUAGAAGAUGGCAUUUAUGAUGAUAGGUUAAAAAUUUGUGGCAUAUUG